Fukomys damarensis (Damara mole-rat) is the source of this 3618-nucleotide messenger RNA. RefSeq names its product tRNA methyltransferase 10A (gene Trmt10a). Gene Ontology annotation, molecular function: tRNA binding. Lineage: Eukaryota; Metazoa; Chordata; Mammalia; Rodentia; Bathyergidae. The record is from RefSeq and is a predicted model, not a curated record. Gene Ontology annotation, cellular component: nucleoplasm; nucleus; cytosol. The transcript is spliced from 8 exons. Gene Ontology annotation, biological process: tRNA N1-guanine methylation. Bases 446 to 1426 code for a protein of 326 amino acids.
UUUUUUUUUUUCCUGCUUUUUCUGGCCUUCCCUGAUUUAGGAGGUGCCCUCCCUGUCUUAGUGAAAAACAAAUACGUACAAGGAAUUUGAGAGGCUGACCUACCUCUUCGUCUCAUUCACACAAAAGUGACCUUAGUAUCUUUAUCCAGUUCUGAGUUUCAUAAGCCUGUAUCUCAUAAUGAUAACCUUUAUCUGAGAAUGAGCCCGCCCCUGGUUUAAUUUCAUAUUUGAGCAAAAUUCCACACAAAUAUAACUGUAAAAUACGUUAUUCAAUAUUUGUCGAAUUUGGCCCAAUGAAUGAAAAUGUACUGUGACAACAUUCAUAUCAGAGAGAAAGACAAAACUGCAUAGACUGAAUUAUGAUCCCAACUAAAAUAAUUAGAAAGCAAGCAUACAGAGUUAAGUGCAGUUUUUUGUGUGACAGUUUUUCCGUAGAUACCCAACAAUGUCAUCUGAAAUGUUACCGGAUUUUAAUGAGACUUCUGGUGCUGAAAGAAAGCAAGAUUUAAGUGAAGAUCCAGAGGAGAAACAGAAACCAAGAGUGAAUGAAGGGAUUGAGCCAGUAUCUAAACGACGUAUGAAGAAGCUAAGGAAACAAAGGCAAUGGGAAGAACAGCGAGAACUCCGGAAACAGAAACGGAAAGAAAAACGCAAGAGAAAGAAAUUAGAACGCCAGUGUCAACUGGAAUCAAACUCGGAUGGAAAUGACAGAAAACGUGUUCGAAGACAAGUUGUCCAUAGCACACUCCGCCUUGUCAUUGACUGUAGCUUUGAUGAUUUGAUGGUCUUAAAGGAUAUUAAGAAACUUCACAAGCAGAUCCAGCGAUGUUAUGCAGAAAACCGCAGAGCGCUGUGUCCUGUGCAGUUUUACUUGACAAGUCAUGGAGGCCAGCUGAAAAAGAACAUGGAUGACAAUGACAAAGGAUGGGUCAACUGGAAGGAUAUCCACAUCAAACCAGAGCACUACAGUGAACUCAUAAAAAAAGAAGACCUGGUGUAUCUUACAUCAGAUUCCCCUAACGUACUGCAGGAGCUCGACGAGUCAAAGGCCUAUGUGAUCGGAGGGUUGGUGGAUCACAAUCAUCACAAGGGAUUCACAUAUAAACAAGCAUCGGAUUAUGGGAUUGAUCACGCCCAGCUGCCCCUCGGAAAUUUUGUGAAAAUGAAUAGUCGGAAAGUGCUGGCAGUUAAUCAUGUAUUUGAGAUUAUUCUGGAAUACCUGCAGACAAGAGACUGGCAAGAAGCAUUUUUCACUAUCCUGCCCCAGCGGAAAGGAGCUGUUCCCACGGACAAAGCCUGUGACAGUUCUUCCCAGGACCAGCAGGCCGCCGGGGCGGAAGGCGGAUUGGACGGGGAGGCGGAGUGCAGCAGGAAUGAACCGGAUUCCGCAUAUCCAGAGGGAGCGCAGGAGGAGGAAACCCACUGAGUGGGCGGCGGCGAAAGUCUUCCAGGCUGACACUGCCUGGCUCCCUGUAAUUUAGGGACAUCAGGAGGAAGGGACGAGGACAGAGUUCCACGGAACAGUCGGAUUGGAGCAGAAUGUUACUUUCUCUUAUUUAUAUUGUGAAUUUAAACUUUUCUUGAACUAUUAACAAAAAGCUCUUUAUACUUUUAAAGAAUUUUUUGUAUUUGUGUAAUAUUUAAACGUGUAUCUUUUUUGUUGUUCAGCUUUGAAUAAGAGUUUUAGAAGAUUUUACCUUCAUUCUCUUUCAUUUACUGGAAUGUAUUCUCCAAAUGUGCCUUCUGACCUCUCAGUUUUAUUAUUUUAUGCUUAGAUCCACACCUUUGUGAUCUAUGGCCUAUUUAUUUGCCUGGGCAGAUAUUCAUAAAUGUACUGUGAGUGCACUAGAAUGUUGUGCAGGGGAAUUAUCUUCUAUCUGCCUCAUUCAUUUUCGACUUGAGUAUUGCAAAGAAAUAACAACUGUGGGAAGAAACAUUAUUUGCUGGACUCAACUUCAUCUGUCCUGGGCUACGGGGCCCUACCUGUGCCUCCUUUGUAAUGUCUCUCAUGGAAAUAAUCACACAGAGCUGAGAGUCUCUUUAAUACAGUCUCUUAAUUUCUAUAAUGGUAAUAAAUUACUUCAGUUAUAUGACUGAGUGUUUGCAGGCUUGAUUAUUUUAUUUUUUUGAUUAUUUUAUGAGGCUGUUACUGUUAAAGGAUUUCAUCUUUUCUGAAUUAAUAAAACAGCUCUUGGCUAUCCUUCCUUUAUUAAAAUAAAAUUUGUUGGCUUUUAAGGUGAAUAUUGUACAGCUUCCUCGUCAUAUACUAGCAAAGUAAUGUAAAUAUUUCUGUCUCUGUAAAUAACAGACAUGUAUGAAAAUGGACACAUGGUUGUGUCUACAUGUUUGCCCCUGUCCUAUAUGGUUCUGUUAUUCGCUUGUCAUAUCUGCCAGGACUGACAGAUGUGUCAGACUCACUAAGAGCAAUUUGAAUCUCAUGAAGUGCAAACAUCUAUUACUGAAUAUUUGUUUGGAAUUGUUGGCAGGGGAGGAUGGGGUGAAAAAUAAGCUAUGUUAGUUUCAAAUCAGUAACUAGAGAAUUACGUUUAACAUGAGGUGAUUGUCCUUAGUGCAGCUGAAGUAGUAUCUCAGGAGCUUUCACCUAAUUUUGUGAAAAUGUUUCUGUUCUUUUCUGUUUUGUUUAAAAAAUGGCUUGAAAGUUAUAUUUAAACAGAUGCAUUUUAGUACAUACACGUUAUAUACAACUUACAUAUACACAUUUAAUAGAAAGUUCAUUGAGUUUAGUAUUGAUGUUUACUGGCUUAGCUUUUGUUGCUUUUCUCUUAGUACCUAUUGUAGUUACCCAUUUUGAAGUAAGGUCUAUAAGCCAAGUAGCCCUACAUUUCUCAAAGAAGAAAGCUUAUUGUUUCAUUUGUCAAAGGCUCAGACUUUUGUGAGGAAGUAUUGCUUACUAGCAUGGAAUAAUGUCUUUCACUUAAAGUAUUGUGUGUAUAAUAGGGCAUUGUAUAAUAAUGAAAAGUGACGGGAAUCACGUAGUUUGAUUUUCACUAAUUAUGAAAAGUGCUAUAUUAGUUUCCUAGGGUUGCCAUAAUAAAUCACCAAAAGCUGGGUGGUGUAAAAAAGAGAAAUUUAUUCUCUCAACAGUUCUGGAGAUUAAAAGCCCAGAAUCAGGUGUCACAGGGCCGCGCUCCUCCAGAUGCCUCGGGAAGAGCCGUCCUGCCUGCCUGGGCCUGCAGGGCUGCCUGUGCUCUGCUCUGUCGCCACACCGUCUUUCCUGUCACACUGUCUGGCCUCCAUCUCCCAUGCCUGUGCCCAGAUUUCCCUCUACACCAAUGCCCAGUGUGACCUUGUCUUAGCCUGACUGCAUCUGGGAACCCCCUAUAUCCAGCACAUUCGUAGGUACCGAUGUCAGCACCUGACUCCCCCCUCUUCAGGGGAAACUGUCUGCCUUGUCAAGGUGUUGAUGACAGGAAGUCAGUGACUGCCACUUCUUUUAAAUGAAUUUCUGAAGGAUUUUAAAAUCAGCUUAAAAUAGUAUUUAAACACUCUCUCAAUCAUUUUAUUAUACCCUCCCCCCACCUGUUUUGGUUUAUUUAGAUGCACUAUUAGUUAAAACCUAAAUAGUAAAAUCAUUUGUAUUAGAACAUAAUAAAGGUA